Molecule: messenger RNA, 3494 nt
Organism: Condylura cristata (star-nosed mole)
Lineage: Eukaryota; Metazoa; Chordata; Mammalia; Eulipotyphla; Talpidae
Gene: TMEM8B
Product: transmembrane protein 8B
Exons: 13
Coding region: 209-3259 (1016 amino acids)
Cellular component (GO): plasma membrane
Source: RefSeq, a predicted model, not a curated record
GCCUGGUUAUAGCCGGUCCAGCGCAUCCCGGAGUCGCACAGGCCUGAACUCCUACCCAGGUCCCCGGCCCGGCACCUGCAGGCCCAACCCCGGACCCGGAUCCGCGAGGACACUGGAGGCCACCCCCUGGGGGUGGGGAGCGGAGCCGCGGGUCAGCUCUGCGAGCGCCCCGCGCUGGCCUGGUCCGGCCCCGCCCCCGCCCCGGGCCAUGGCCCAGCCCUUGUCCCGGCCCCUUGUCCUAUCCCGAUCCGGACCUUGGCCCCCGGCCCCGCCGUCAGCCCGCUUCCCACAUCGGUCCCGGCCCAAGGCUAGGUCCCAGCGAAUGCCCAGAUCCCGGUCCCAACCUAGGCCCCCCAUCCAGUCCCAGUCCCCUGAGUGGCCCCUGCGCUUGUUUCACCUCCUGUCACAAUUCCCAGCCCAGCCCUUAUCCCAGCCCCAUUCCCAGUAUUUGCUAAAGCCCAGGGCCCAACCCCUGCCCUUGCUCCAGUCCCCACCACAGCCCUUCCUUCCUCCCCAUUCCCUGCCUUUGCAUAAGCCCCAGUGCCUAGCCCUACCCAACCCAUUAACUCAGCAUUUGCCCUCAUCUCUGUGUUUACCCAAAUCUCUCCCACUACUCCCCACUGUCUCUCAUACCCUGCCCCUCUCCCAGCCUCGACUCAGGUCUGGGCUCCAGCUGCCACCAGCCCUAUUGCUGCUGUUGCUGUUCUCUGUGCUUGGCCCAGGGGCUGGAGGCCUCUUCCUGACUGACUACUCCACCUGCUCGCCCCGCAAGCUGAGUCCUUUCCGCUCCUUUGCCAGCACUGAACUCUUCCACUUCCAUGUUCCUGAGGACACAUUCCUGGCUGUUUGGAACCUCAUCAUCUUCAAGGAGCAGGGGGGAACCUUUGGGGACCACUGCCCAGACCAAAGUGUGACUGUGUAUUUCCGGUCUGGGGCACCCCCUGUCAUCAAUCCCCUGCACACACACUUUCCAGGGGACACGGCUGUGCCUGGGGUUUUCUCACUGACCCUCAGCUGGACCUUGCCUAACCGCACCUCAGGCAUCUUUAACGUCAGCAGCCCCUUACCCGGGGACUGGUUUUUGGCUGCCCACCUUCCCCAGGCCCACGGCCACAUCUCUGUCAAGGGUCUCCAGGAUGAGUGUCAGUACCUACUGCAGCCACAGCUCAUUGUCCGGCGUUUGCUGGAUGUUGCCGUGCUGGUGCCUGGCCGUCCCUCAGAGCAAACCCUGUUCCCCCACAAUCGCUCAGCCUUGUACAAGGUCUUUGUGCCCAGCUUUACUUACAGGGUUUCAGCGCAGCUGGUGUGUGUGGGGGGCCGAGGAGCAUCCUCCUGCCCCCUGACACUACGCCUACGUCCCAAGGCCCCACCCUUGCACAACUCAAGCUCUGUGGCUUGUGGAAGUACCUCGCUAUGCCAGCUGGAGUUGGCGCUGCCUCCCUGGGGACACUGGGUCUACGUGCGUGUGGAGACACCAUCCCGGGGCACUGGCAGGACCGUCCGCUUCCAGCUGUGUGUGCACUUGCAAGAGUGCCCACAACCCAACCUGUCCCGUGCCUUGGUCCCUGGAGCUGCCAUGAACAUGCCCCAGUCACUGGGCAAUCAGCCACUGCCUCCAGAGCCGCCAUCCCUUGGGACCCCUUCAGAGGGGCCUGGGGCCACAUCCCCACCUGAACACUGCUGGCCAGUGCGCCCGACGCUGCGCAAUGAGCUGGACACCUUCUCUGUCCACUUCUACAUCUUCUUUGGCCCCAGUGUGGCUCUCCCUCCUGAGCGUCCGGCUGUGUUUGCUCUGAGGCUGCUGCCAGUGCUGGAUAGCGGAGGGGUCCUCAGCCUGGAGCUCCAGCUCAAUGUGAGCUCACUGCGCCAGGAAAACGUGACAGUGUUUGGAUGCCUGACUCAUGAGGUGCCCCUGAGUCUGGGGGACGCAGCAGUGACCUGCUCCAAAGAAUCCUUGGCUGGCUUCCUCCUCGCUGUCAGUGCCUCCUCCAGAGUGGCCAGGCUAAGAAUUCCUUUCCCACAGACAGGGACCUGGUUUCUGACCCUCCGCUCCCUGUGUGGGGUGGGGCCUCGGUUUAUGCGCUGCCGGAAUGUAACAGCCGAGGUGCGGCUGCGAACCUUCCUGUCUCCGUGUGUGGACGACUGUGGACCCUAUGGCCAGUGCAAGCUGCUGCGCACGCACAACUACCUGUAUGCGGCCUGCGAGUGCAAGGCUGGGUGGCGGGGCUGGGGCUGUACUGACAGUGCAGACGCGCUUACCUAUGGAUUCCAGCUGCUGUCCACACUCCUGCUCUGCCUGAGCAACCUCAUGUUUUUGCCACCUGUGAUCCUCGCCAUUCGGAGCCGAUAUGUGCUGGAAGCUGCCGUCUACGCCUUCACCAUGUUCUUCUCCACGUUCUAUCAUGCCUGUGACCAACCAGGCAUUGUGGUUUUCUGCAUCAUGGACUACGAUGUGCUGCAGUUCUGUGAUUUCCUGGGUUCCUUAAUGUCAGUGUGGGUCACUGUCAUUGCCAUGGCUCGUUUACAGCCUGUGGUCAAGCAGGUGCUGUAUUUGCUGGGGGCUAUGCUGCUGUCCAUGGCUCUGCAGCUAGACCGACAUGGACUCUGGAACCUGCUGGGACCCAGCCUCUUCGCCCUGGGAAUAUUGGCCACAGCCUGGUACGCAGUGUCCGCCGCCGGCAUUGCUACCCACCUACUUGGCGUCGCUGGCUUUUCUACCUGUGCCCAGGCAGCCUUAUUGCAGGCAGUGCUGUCCUUCUCUAUGCGUUUGUGGAGACCCGGGACAACUACUUCUACAUUCACAGCAUCUGGCACAUGCUCAUCGCUGGCAGUGUGGGCUUCCUGUUGCCACCUCGCGCCAAGACUGAGCGCCGGGUCCCUUCUGGGGCCCGGGCCCGUGGCUGUGGUUACCAGCUGUGCAUCAACGAGCAGGAGGAGUUGGGCCUCGUGGGCCCUGGAGGGGCCACUGUCAGCAGCAUCUGUGCCAGCUGAGAGAGGCUGUGGGCCUGCCCAUGGGGAACACGGACCCUUCCUAGGGGCAAAAAGUCCCUGGCACAAGAGACAAGUUGUAUUUCUUGAUGACUUUGAGUCUUCCUCAAGGACAUGGAACUCUUCUGGGAACCAGGAACACUUCGUGAGGGCCUGGAGUCCUCCUGCAUCCAUAGAGGCCUUGCGGACUGCAACCUGCAUAAGGGCUGUGAGCCCCCAGGACCAAGGACUCCAACCCUGGGGCACGGGGAAAGAUGGGGUGCCCUCCUGACUACACGGAUUCCUUCCCAUAGAGACAGGGCCUCUUAGCACACAGUGUCAUUCCUAAGGAGAUGGAGCCAAUCUAACAGCUCAGCAACUUUGACUCCAAGCUUCCUCCCCAAGGUGGCAUCUGGGCUGUGCUAUGGGGGGGUGGUAGGGUAAAAAGGACUGGGACUGGCGGGAUGGCAUCCUGAGGUGAUGCAGGUGGAGUCUGGUUUGUCUCUAAUGAAGUGUUUCCUGGUUCU